This is a messenger RNA of Fundulus heteroclitus (mummichog), 2351 nucleotides long. It is a transcript of the gene galr1a, whose product is annotated as galanin receptor 1a. Bases 383 to 1450 code for a protein of 355 amino acids. Lineage: Eukaryota; Metazoa; Chordata; Actinopteri; Cyprinodontiformes; Fundulidae. Gene Ontology annotation, molecular function: galanin receptor activity. The record is from RefSeq and is a predicted model, not a curated record. Gene Ontology annotation, biological process: G protein-coupled receptor signaling pathway; negative regulation of adenylate cyclase activity; positive regulation of cytosolic calcium ion concentration. The transcript has 3 exons. Gene Ontology annotation, cellular component: membrane.
UUUAGGGUGAUAUAGCUGUGAAAUACAGAUUAAAUUAGCUAUUUUCUGAUUCUGUGGGAUUUUGACGAGCUUGCAUAAAUAAAAACGGAGUUCUGUUUGCAGAUAUUGGAUAAUCUAUGUUUUUGACUCCCUUCAUACACGGUGACGCUUGCUGCUCGCGCCCAGACCGGCUGUGAGACGCAGAAACCGCCAUUAAACCCUUAAAGAGAGCCGCUGCCUCCGGUCUGCUCUCAUUCCGCCGCCGCAGGUCGGCUGUGGAGACGCACAGGUUGCGCGCAGUUUGCUGACGUUGCGUGUGAAGCCCAGACAGCUCCACGGUCGCUGCUCCCUUCAGGAGGAAAUCAGGAUGUUCUUCUGCCAGCGUGCGCUGAGGUGAGGGCAGAUGGAGCAGCAGGUGGAGAACCAGAGCCUGCUGCUCGGCACCGGGGCUCUGCCGGAUAAACUCCUGAUGGGGGUGGGGGUGGAUAACUUUGUGUCCCUCCUCAUAUUCGCCAUCAUCUUUAUCCUGGGAGUGCUGGGGAACAGCCUGGUGAUCACCGUGCUGGCGCGCAGCAAGCCGGGGCAGGCGAGGAGCACCACCAACAUCUUCAUCCUCAACCUGAGCGUGGCCGACCUGUCCUACCUCCUCUUCUGCGUCCCCUUCCAGUCCACCAUCUACAUGCUGCCCACCUGGGUGCUGGGAGCCUUCAUCUGCAAGUUCAUCCACUACUUCUUCACCGUCUCCAUGCUGGUCAGCAUCUUCACCCUGUCCGCCAUGUCCGUGGACCGCUACGUGGCCAUCGUCCACGCCAGGAGAGCCUCGUCCAUCCGCGUGGGGAGGCACGCGCUGCUCGGCGUGGUGCUGAUCUGGAUGGUGUCCGUGGUGAUGGCCGCGCCCGUGGCGCACUACCAGAGCAUCGUGGAGAGGGCGGACAACAGCACCUUCUGCUGGGAGGUCUGGCCGGAGCAGCAGCGGAAGGUCUACGUGACGUGCACCUUCGUGUUCGGAUACCUGCUGCCGCUCAGCCUCAUCUCGGUCUGCUACGCAAAGGUGUUAAACCAUCUGCACAAAAAGCUGAAGAACGUCUCCAAGAAAUCAGAGGUGUCCAAAAAGAAGACCGCUCAGACCGUCCUGGUGGUGGUGGUGGUCUUCUGCCUGUCCUGGCUGCCUCACCACAUCGUCCACCUGUGGGUGGAGUUCGGCUCCUUCCCCCUGAACCAGGCCUCCUUCGUGUUCAGGAUGGUGGCGCACUGCCUGGCCUACAGCAACUCCUCCGUCAACCCCAUCAUUUACGCCUUCCUGUCCGAGAACUUCAGGAACUCCUACAAGCAGGUGUUCUGGUGCCGGGCGCCCAGCGAGUGUCCGCUGAACGAAGCCAGAGACCCUCGCAGCAGGAUGGAGGUGGCGCCCUCCGCCAACGUCAGCGCCAACCACAAAGCUCACCACUCUCAGAUCGGUAAAAUGCUCUGAUGGCUCUGAUCCAGACUGAUGGUGGCGGCUCAUUCGCCUUUAAACACGGACGUUUCAGACCAUUUUGAAAGAACAUUGGCAGUUAUUUCAUUUGUUUUUCUCUUUGCUGCUGCAACCACGGCCCUGAUAGAUGGACAGGAUGUCGUAAUUAGGCUGUCAGGAAGUAUUGGACGGGUUUCUGUUCAGCCUCAAGCAGCUGCAACAACAGGACCGUUCCGGGAGAUUUAUCGAUUUUUAGGGAGAGAACGUACCUUUCUUUAGCAUCGAGCUGACAUUUCAUUAUAAAUACUGGUUUUUGUCACACAGCUGACAACUUGAUUAGAAUAAAGCUCAACGAAAGAGUGGAAACAGGGAAAGCAGAUCUGCAUAGUUGGGCUUUAAGGUCCUGGCAGCAAACUGAGACAUCAACAGAUUCUAUGAGCUGCUACAGAAAACAGUGACAACAGCAUCGGUUUGGUGAGUUAUACAGGAACAAGGAGGAAGAGAGGAGAGCUGAAGACUCAACAAACCGGCACCCUGAGCAUGGAUUAAAAAGCUCUGCCUGUAAUUCACCACAGAGGAGAAUGACUCCUUGUGACAAAAGAUCAAAACAUUAAAUCGGACCAUGUGACUGAGCAGCGAUGAAGCAGAGCACCGGCCCUGACACCGGCGCUGUUUCUUCUCUGGUUCUGACCUGCAGUGCACUACAACCUCUUCCUGGGAUUGGUAAACUUUUGCCAAAGACGUAGCUCUUAUGUAAACCUUCACAGAGCUUUUUAAACUGGACAAUGAAACCGGUCGCAGGUCCAGCUAAUUACUGUGCCUAAAGUUUGGUGAGAGCCGCUUUUCAUUUAUUUAACAAAGUGAUUUUUGUCGACAUUUGUACUGACAAAAAACACGUAGAGAGUUAAAACCAUGGGAG